This is a messenger RNA of Anthonomus grandis grandis, 1365 nucleotides long. RefSeq lists its product as uncharacterized. The record is from RefSeq and is a predicted model, not a curated record. Lineage: Eukaryota; Metazoa; Arthropoda; Insecta; Coleoptera; Curculionidae. The transcript has 6 exons.
AUGUGGUUGUUUGGCAGAUCAUCGUCAGGCCCAAGCGUGAUAGAAAGAGAAGCACGGGAGGUGCUUGCCACCGAAGAUGUGGUGGACUCCGCAAUAGUGACAUCUGCAGUUGCAAGUGCCAAUUCAAGAGGAUAUCUCGAGAAGUGUAGGUGUCGUAACGCCCGCCGCAUACUCUGUACUGGUUCGAGUCAGGACCAGGGGGUCCCCUGCACCGCAGCCGAGUUAGCGGCCGAAGAGGACACCGGAAGUUCCCGCGAGGAGAAGGACCGCGAAGGACGCCUCCGGGCCUCGCAGCAAGGCGGUUCCGCGGGAGGCCAAGGCACAAGACCGAGCUCGGAUUCGGUCACGCGAAUGACCUUCACCUCGCCCAGUCCCGGCUCGUUAACCGGUUCCCGCUACCAAGCCGACACGCCCCGAUCUCGCGCACAUGCUAGACUCCUUGCUUGUACUCCGGCUGUUCCAAUGAGCGACGACGAGCUUGUGGCGGCUAGUGCGGCUUUUAGUGUAAUUUAUUGUUUAUUAAAUAAACAAAAAACAAAAAUGAGAAAGAAGAGACGGUGGUGGGUUACGUCGUUAUUUAAAAGUUAAAGCAAAUGCAGUGGAAGCAAUUUACUUAGCGACCUUAAUAUUGAAAACCUCCACUUUCAUACAUUCUGUAGAAUGUCGCCUACUAAUUUUGAGGAAAUCAUAAUUUUAAUCGGCCCAAAAAUUAUGAAGAAAAACACAACAUUUCGAAAAGCAAUUCCUGUAAAAGAACGAUUAGCUGUAACACUAAGAUAUUUAGCAUCGGGUGAUUCGUACACUAGCUUAAGCUUUUUGUUUAAGUUUUCCAAGCAGUCAAUUUCGCUGAUUGUGCCAGAGGUAUGCAGUGCUUUAUGUGAAGUUUUUCAAGAUUUUAUAAAGAUGCCUCAAACAGAGAAUGAGUGGCUUCAAGUAGCAGCUCAAUAUGAAAGACUAUGGAACUUCCCACAUUGCAUGGGGGCAAUGGAUGGCAAACACGUUGUUCUUCAGUGUCCAGUAAAUACAGGCAGUGACUAUUUUAAUUACAAAGGAACUUUUAGUAUUGUUCUUUUUGCUGUUGUUGAUGCCGAUUAUUGUUUUCUCUACGCUGACGUGGGCUGUCAAGGUCGAAUAUCAGACGGCGGUGUUUUUCGGAAUACAACCUUUUACAAAAAACUGGAGGAUGGCUCUUUAAAUCUUCCAAGUAGUAGAAAACUUCCUGGUAGGGAAAUGUUGGUCCUGUGGCAUUCCGAUCCUGGCAGUCGCGACUCGGCUGCCGCAGCCGACUGCCGCGACCCAUUGAAACUGCUCGGUCGCGCGACAAUUACCAUUCGGAUAGAAGCGACCCUGUUUCCCAAUUUAUAG